CUGCAAGGCGAUUUCGCCGCACACAAAAAGAUUCUUGGCGAACUGGGGGUCGAGUCGAAACUCGUCAAGAAACCCGCCGACCUCGCCGGCGUUGAGGGACUCAUCAUUCCAGGCGGGGAAAGCACGACGCUGCUCAAACUCAUGGCCCCAGUGGCGAUGCGCCCCGCGCUUGAGCAAUUCCAUGCCCAAGGCCGACCCAUCUUCGGAACCUGCGCGGGCCUCAUCCUGCUGGCGCAGGAGACCCUGCCGCGUCAAGAGAGUCUGGGAUUCAUCGAUAUUGUGGUGAGGCGUAACGCCUACGGCAGGCAGAUUGACAGCUUUGUGGCGCUGGGAACGCCGCUGACGGACGACCUGAGCGCCGAACCCCUGGAGAUGGUGUUCAUCCGCGCUCCGAAGAUCGCCCAGAUCAAUUCCGGGGUGACACCCUUGGCCGAGUGCCGGGGCAAGGUCGUACUGGCUCGGCAGGGCAGUGUCCUCGUUUCCUCCUUCCACCCCGAGCUCACGCAAGACCGCCGCGUGCAUCAAUACUUCCUGCAGAUGCUCGCGGCGGGAUAA
Molecule: messenger RNA, 555 nt
Organism: Geodia barretti
Lineage: Eukaryota; Metazoa; Porifera; Demospongiae; Tetractinellida; Geodiidae
Source: the annotation of a GenBank genome assembly